CUUCUCAUAAAUAUUACCAAGGUUUUAUCUGGGGGACUCGCAGCAGUAAGUCACAUCGGCUCCUGGGUUUAACCAGCUUUCACCUGUCAGAAAGUCCAAAAUUCAUGUUUUUUUGUUCCUCCUUCCGUUUCCCACUGGUCUUGAUACAGUCGGAUGCGCACCCGGCACUGUUUUUGUUACUCCAACUUUAUGCACCGGCUGUUGCGCCCCGAGCAGGGGGGCUGCUGUCGCCGUUAACCGGUCGCUGUCUCCAGGCUGCAGUCCGGCUCUCCGCCCGUCCAGGACUCUGCAUGUAGGACCCGGAGCUAAGUCCAUCCAGAAGGCAAAAACGGUCCGGCACCAUGAACCAUCGGGCGGUUUAAAUCUGUGUCUUUGACCGGAGACUGCAGUCUGUCAAGUUGGGCCACUCAGGACAUUAACUUGCCGAUCUUAGCGCAGCUGGUGAAGAACUGAAGGAAAAGACUGUUGCGGUUUGACGAGGUGUUACUGUUUGGUUUUCUUUUUUCAGCAAGAAUAAAAUAAUAAAAAGAGGGAGCGCUUUUUAUUUUUAUAAUUACAAUUAUUUUAAACUUUAUUUUUAAAUUGAGCGUCCACGAUGAGCAAACCCGCCGGCUCAACAAGUGGCUGUUUGGAUAUUUUGAAUGUGAAAUCAAGUCGGAUACUGGACAUCCCAUGCAAAGUAUGCGGCGACCGCAGCUCAGGGAAGCACUACGGUGUUUACGCCUGUGACGGCUGCUCGGGAUUCUUCAAGCGGAGCAUCCGCAGGAACAGGACCUAUGUCUGUAAAUCUGGCUCUCAGGGGGGUUGCCCUGUGGACAAAACUCACAGAAACCAAUGCCGAGCGUGCCGCUUGAAAAAGUGUCUGGAAGUGAACAUGAAUAAAGACGCCGUUCAGCACGAGAGGGGGCCCCGGACCUCCACCAUCCGCAAACAGGUCGCCCUAUAUUUCCGAGGCCACAAAGAGGUGAACGGGACAUCGACCCAUUUCCCGGGAUCCUCUCUGCCGGGACCCCCCUUCUUCACCACGGUCACGCAACUGGAGCCACACAACCUGGAGAUGAGCACAGUGGCCACCACACCAGAGAGGCAGGCUAUCGUGGGUCUGGCACAGCCCACCCCAAAGUACCCCCAUGAAGUCAGUGGCACCCCCAUGUACCUCUACGAGGUCGCGACGGAGUCCGUGUGCGAAUCGGCGGCGCGCCUCCUUUUCAUGAGCAUCAAGUGGGCCAAGAGCGUGCCCGCGUUCUCCACGCUCCCUUUAUCUGACCAGCUGAUCCUGCUGGAGGACGCCUGGAGGGAAUUAUUUGUUCUGGGCAUCGCACAGUGGGCCAUUCCCGUGGACUCCAAUACCCUGCUCGCUGUUUCUGGCCUCAACACAGACAACACAGAGUCUCAGCGGAUGAAUAAAAUCAUCUCCGAAAUACAAGCAUUACAGGAGGUGGUCACCCGAUUCAGACAGAUGCGCCUGGAUGCAACCGAGUUCGCCUGUUUGAAGUGCAUAGUGACGUUCAAAGCCGUCCCCACGCAUGGCGGCACUGAGUUAAGAAGUUUCCGCAACGCCAGCGCCAUCGCUGCGUUACAAGACGAAGCGCAGCUCACUCUCAACAGCUACAUACACACCAGGUAUCCAACUCAACCCUGUCGUUUCGGGAAGCUGCUACUGCUCCUGCCGGCCCUGCGCUCCGUCAGCCCCUCCACCAUAGAGGAGGUGUUUUUCAAGAAGACCAUCGGCAACGUGCCCAUCACCAGGCUGCUCUCCGACAUGUACAAAUCAAGCGAUAUAUGAAAAUGUGUGGAGAUAAAGGACAGAGGACCCGCGGUAGCCACAUCCAAGCAGCUUGUAGCUGGGGUUGAAUUUUGCUGAGCACAAACUGUCUUAUCUUGUUGAUUUAAGAAGAUAGCCUAUUUAGGCCUAGGCUCUACUGAAACAAAGACUGUAAAACAGCCGGAUUUCACCAAGUAGCCUGUUAACCUUUGCUCUAGAGUUAAGGAAUAGCCUGUAACUUUCAUAAUAGAAUUGCCUGUAAAAAUAGGCCUACAGAGAACCUGCAGUCUCCGAGGAGGUACCCUACAGCGCUUAAACAUAAAGACUCUGGAGGGCACCUGCGACUGUUUGACAAAGAAAUUUUAUAUCUCCAAGAAGUUUUUCGAGUGUCUGUAAGACCAAUGAGCUUGAUGACCAAUGCCCUUUCAAUCUUUUAAUGCUAUGUUCAAUCCCAAUGGAGGAAACCAAAAAGAUGACGCAUGCGUAAUGGGGGACGUGAGUCGCUGUCCCUCUGACCCGGUGCUGAAACCAAACGCAUGGGACAACGAAGGAGGCGCAGACUGGAGGAACAGAGACUUUUUAAAAAUAUAUAUAUAUAAAUAUAUAUACAUUCCUGCAUUGCCUCCUAAAUGAACUAUAAAAUUUAAUUCAUCUGAAGAUGGUGUCUGUGUUAAAUGGUUUCUGUCCUAUUUGUGUUGGUGUGUCCUACCUGAGGCUCAGCAUUAAAUAUAUCUAGGUCGACUUUGUGAAGUUAGACACUAACACUGGAUAAAAUAAUAUUCAGCACUUGGAACUGUUUGUUGACUGUGGUGUUUUUAUUCUGUUGUAAAUUUUGGAGUUGUAACUACUUGGGGGUUGUAACUCUGAGAAUAAAAGACAUCAAAUUUAAGUGUUUUCGUAUAGCCAAGAUAUAAAACUGCCAGGGGGAAUUUCAGGGCAUGUCUUUAUGUAAUAUAAAAUUAUUAGUCAAAUAUUCAUGUGGGGAGAAAAAUAUAGGCUAUCCUAUAAAAAGCCGUUGCUUACUAUGCAAAUCUUUGUGGAUUUCCGUUCAUUUCAAAUCUAAGCUUGUAUCGCCAGUGUAAAAAAUGAUUUAUAAUAGAAGGCAAUGAUUUAAAAAAAAAAAAAAAAAAGUCCCG
Molecule: messenger RNA, 2901 nt
Organism: Myripristis murdjan (pinecone soldierfish)
Lineage: Eukaryota; Metazoa; Chordata; Actinopteri; Holocentriformes; Holocentridae
Gene: nr2e1
Product: nuclear receptor subfamily 2, group E, member 1
Exons: 9
Coding region: 596-1786 (396 amino acids)
Biological process (GO): regulation of DNA-templated transcription
Molecular function (GO): sequence-specific DNA binding; DNA-binding transcription factor activity; zinc ion binding
Source: RefSeq, a predicted model, not a curated record